Messenger RNA from Sceloporus undulatus (fence lizard), 512 nucleotides. Its product is annotated as melanotransferrin-like. Gene Ontology annotation, cellular component: plasma membrane; early endosome; recycling endosome. Gene Ontology annotation, biological process: iron ion transport. Lineage: Eukaryota; Metazoa; Chordata; Lepidosauria; Squamata; Phrynosomatidae. The record is from RefSeq and is a predicted model, not a curated record. The coding region runs from base 1 to 372 and encodes 123 amino acids. The transcript has 3 exons.
AUGGGACUUUUCCAAGUCGUAACGACUUCGUUUCUUCCGCCAUUUUGGCACUGUUUCCCCACCAGGUGCCUCCUGGGCGACGUGAGGCGCAGAAAUUACGGCGACGUGGCUUUCGUAGAACAUCAUGGUCUGCUCCGGAACCUCGAACGAUUGAGUGUCCCGGCAUCCGAUUUCGAGCUCCUGUGUCCGAACGGUAGCCGGGCAGCCAUUUUGGACUGGAGGGAAUGCAACCUGGGCCGCGUCCCCCCCGGCGUUGUCGUGACGCGGCCCAUGAGCGUGGCGAAAGUGCACGGAUUCCUAGAGAAGUCCCAGGAUGCGGGCGCAAACUCCGACUUCCAUCUCUUCCGGUCUGAAAAAAUAUGGGGAAGGUGACCUUCUGUUCAAAGACGCCACGCGACGGAUCACCCUCACCAGGAACAUGGACUAUAGAGUCAUUUUGGGGGAGGACUUUUUCCGGCUGGCAGAGUCCGUCUUCCAUUGUAACCCCGCAGGUAAGGAUACUAAUUUAAUUG